Insectozyma verbasci is the source of this 1857-nucleotide messenger RNA. NCBI's taxonomy places the organism in Eukaryota, Fungi, Ascomycota, Pichiomycetes, Serinales, Debaryomycetaceae. The record is from the annotation of a GenBank genome assembly.
AUGUACCAAAACACAACUACAUCAUCAUCUAAUAAACUAAAUCCCAUACUAGAAAAGUAUUUAUCAAAUCCAUUACAAUUCAAAUUAGGUAAAACAACAGAAAAUAAUUUAACAAAUUUGUCGAAUACGCCCGAGUCAUAUAUCGUAUUAAGCAAGAAUAAUAGUGAUAAUCAAAAUAUAUCAGAGAAUCAAGAUAGUAUGAAAAUAAAACAAGAUGCUGUUGAAGUUAAAUAUCGUCCAAAAUCAUUAGAUGAAGCUAUUAAAAAUUACACUGGUAAUAAAUAUAUGGGUUCAAAAGAAAGAAAAAGGAGAAGGAAACAAGAAACCUUAAGGUUAAAGGUGGAAGAAGAUAAUGAAGAAUCAAGUGAUGUAGAAGAAGAUGGUUACAGAAAGAGAUUUAAAGGUACGGCCACGGAAGAGGAUGAUUUAGGUGUUGACAUAAAUGAAGAAAAUACUGGGUACUCAAAAAAAUUCAAAUCAGUUCCAAUAGAAGAAGAUGACUUGGGUGUUGAUAUAAAUCAAGAGGAAGAAGAUAGUAGCUCAAGUGGAGAAAUCAUAGAAAAUUCUCCGUUUAAUGGGUUUAGUGAUAAUAAUAAAGAAGAUCAAGAAAAUGAAGAAGAAGAUGAGGAUUACGAUUUUAAUAGGGAAACAUCAUUAUCGGAAGAUUCAGAAGAACUACACGAUGAUGAUGAGCAAGAAGAUGAAGAUGAAGAUGAAGAUGAAGAUGAAGACGAAGAUUUUGAGAAAUUAAGAAAUGAUUUAAAACUUGAUCAACAAAAAGCAAUGGAAGAAGAGAAAGAAAAUGAACCUGAUGUACCUGAUGUACUUGAUGAACAAGAAUUUGAAGAAAGCACACCACCAACAUCACCAGAAGAGGAAAAUGGAAAACCAUCACGUAUUAUUAAGAAUUGGGUAAAUGAUACAAAUUCACCAGUAGGUUUAUUAAAUACAGGUGUAACUUGUUAUAUGAAUGCUGCUAUUCAACUGUUAGUUCAUAUACCAUCUAUGAAAUACUAUUUGGAAAACAUAUUAUCUGGUAAAGAUCCUCAUAUAUCAUCAAAAUCCAUAUCAAUUGCAUUAGCUGAAUUAUCUACCAAAAUGUUUGAUACUAAAAAGAAAUAUAUAGUACCUAAAAAACUUAUUCAAAGAUUAGAUGAGAUAAAUUGUAUGAUGAGUGCUUGGCAACAAGAAGAUUCUCAUGAAUAUUUAAUGUCAUUAAUUUCACGUUUACAAGAAGAUUCAACACCAAAGGGAACAAAACUAAAUGAAUCAAUUUUAUAUGAUAUUUUCGGUGGUUUAAUUCAUCAAAAAAUACAAUGUUUAGAUUGUGGGAAUGUAUCAGAUACAAAGCAAGAAUUUUAUGAUCUUUCAUUAGGUUUAAAUAAAAAGAAAAAUUUGAUAAACUCAAUUUUCAGUUUCUUUUCGGAUGAAAUUAUUAAAAAGAAUAAAAAUGAUUCAAAAAGCGGAUAUCAUUGUGAAUCAUGUAAACAAUUAACAAAUGCUACUAAAUCUUCAUCAAUUGCAAUUGCUCCUGAAACUUUAAUUAUUCAUUUAAAAAGAUUCAAAUUUAAUGGUAAUUCAUCAUCAAAAGUUAAAACAAAUAUAACAUAUCCAAAAUAUUUAGAUUUAAGUUUAUUUAUGGAUAAGAAACAAACUACAAAUUAUAAACUAAAAUCAGUAAUUGUUCAUGAAGGUAGAUCAAUUAGUUCUGGUCAUUAUGUUGUACAUUGUUUACAACCAGAUGGUAAAUCUUGGUCUACUUAUGAUGAUGAAUAUAUUAAUAGAAUAGAUGAAAAACAUGCAUUGAAUGAUCCAUCAGCUUAUGUUUUAGUUUAUACGAAAUUAUCAAGAAAGUAA